CUGCAAUAUUGAUCCCCUCCCAGUCCCUGACUCUUUACCCAGUGCAAUGAUAUCCAGAGCAAGGGCUUUGAGACAGGAAGUGAGGCGUGUUUUCACUAUGAGUGAUCUGAGAAGAAGGCGGGUGAGCGGAGAUAGCAGCUGUUUCAUGCAAGGGGAGCACAGUAAGUCCGUUUCCCAGCAAUUUAGGUGAGGUGGCUUCAGGGGAAGAACUCAGCGCUGCUGCUGAGGUUUCACAGCUAAAGAUGUGGGAAGGGAUACGCUGUGUCUUUGGAUCACUGCAGCAGGUAAAUCACUUCUGGACUCUCUCCCUUCUCGUUGUUAGAACUGCUGUGGAAACUCCCUCCAGUUAGAGCUUGGUGGAGGACCUGCUCUUCUUUAAUGGCUGCCACUGCCACUGCUGGUUGAUUGGCAGGAUACUUCAGGGCUCCUUAUUGCUUGGGAGAAGACUGCUACUUCCCUUCAUUUUCCAGCGUGUUGAUAGCUUUUCAUCACUGUCCGUGGGGAAAGAUGCCGUUACCUUUUGGGCUCAAAUUGAAACGAACUCGACGUUACACAGUGUCCAGCAAGAGCUGCUUGGUGGCCCGCAUCCAGCUGCUCAAUAAUGAAUUUGUGGAGUUCACUCUUUCUGUGGAGAGCACCGGCCAGGAAAGUCUGGAAGCUGUGGCUCAGAGACUCGAACUGCGGGAGAUUACUUAUUUCAGUCUGUGGUAUUACAAUAAGCAGAACCAGCGCCGGUGGGUGGAUUUGGACAAGCCUCUGAAAAAGCAACUGGACAAAUAUGCUUUGGAGCCGACAGUAUAUUUUGGAGUGGUGUUUUAUGUGCCUACUGUUUCUCAGCUUCAGCAGGAGAUUACCAGAUACCAGUAUUAUUUGCAAUUGAAGAAAGAUAUCUUGGAGGGAAAAAUUCCUUGCCCAUUAGAGCAAGCAAUUCAUCUGGCUGGGUUAGCUGUUCAAGCUGACUUUGGAGACUACGAUCAAUAUGAAUCUCAGGAAUUUCUACAAAGAUUUGCCUUGUUUCCUGUGGGUUGGUUACAAGAGGAAAAAGUCCUGGAGGAAGCAACACAGAAAGUGGCCUUGCUGCAUCAAAAGUAUAGAGGCCUUACACCUCCUGAUGCAGAAACGUUAUAUAUGCAAGAGGUAGAGAGAAUGGAAGGCUAUGGUGAAGAGAGCUACCCUGCAAAGGACAGCCAGGGAAGUGACCUAUUUAUUGGGGCAUGCCUUGAUGGUAUCUUUGUGAAACACAAAAAUGGCCGGCCUCCUGUUAUAUUUCGGUGGCAUGACAUUGCCAAUAUGUCCCACAACAAGUCCUUUUUUGCAUUAGAACUGGCAAAUAAAGAAGAGACAAUCCAGUUCCAAACUGAGGACAUGGAAACAGCAAAAUAUGUGUGGAGGAUGUGUGUGGCCAGACACAAAUUUUACAGACUAAAUAAAUGUAGCCUAGACUCCCCAGACUCUCCGCCUGUGGAAGGCUCUCAGAAACCUUUCCUCAUUCUUUCCUUUCCACGCUUUCCAAUUCUUUCUCGUCCUUCUCUUCCCAAAGGACAAACCCAGGCUGUUACAGUGAAUCCAGUUAGAAGGAGGUCCUCUUCCAGGAUGUCUCUGCCCAAGCCACAGCCUUACAUGAUGCAACCACCACCUCCUCUGCAUUACAAUGGACACUACACGGAACCAUAUACAUCGUCCCAAGAUAACCUUUUUGUGAGCAAGCAGAAUGGAUACUACUACCAUUCUCAGACUAGCUUGGAUAGAGCUCCACAUGACUACAACGGCAGAAUUCGCAAUGGGAGUGUCUAUAGUGCACACAGCACAAACUCUUUGAAUAAUCCACAGCACUACUUGCAGCCAUCUCCCAUGUCCUCUAACCCAAGCAUUACUGGAAGCGAUGUCCUGAGACCUGAUUAUGUUCCAUCGCAUCGACACAGUGCGCUAAUACCACCUUCUUAUCGGCCUACACCAGAUUAUGAAACUGUGAUGAGACAGCUUAACAGAGGAAUGAUACACACAGAUAGGCAGAGUCAUUCUAUGAGAAAUCUUAACAUCAGCAAUUCAUAUGCCUACAGUAGGCCUGAUGCUCUGGUCUAUAGCCAACCUGAAAUCCGAGAACAUGCUCACUUCACCUCCCCCCAAUCUAAUCACUAUCCUUUUAACCUGAGUUACAGUUUUCAUAGCCAAUCUCCCUACCCAUAUCCUGCUGAACGGCGUCCAGUUGUUGGAGCGGUCAGUGUCCCUGAGCUAACAAAUGUACAGCUUCAGGCUCAGGAGUAUCCAGCACCAAACAUCAUGAAGACCCAGGUCUAUCGACCUCCUCCCCCUUACCCAUACCCAAGACCUGCAAACAGUACACCAGACCUUUCCCGACAUCUUUACAUUAGCAGCAGCAAUCCAGAUCUAAUCACACGGCGAGUCCACCAUUCUGUUCAGACGUUUCAGGAGGACAGCCUGCCUGUUGCACACUCCCUUCAGGAAGUGAGUGAGCCCUUAACAUCAGCACGGCAUGCUCAGCUACAGAAAAGGAACAGUAUUGAAAUAGCUGGACUUGCCCACAACUUUGAAGGCAUAAGAAUUAAAGAACGGACCAUGUCAGCCUCUGCUGCAGAUGUGGCCCUUCCAAGGGUCAUGUUGGCAGGGUCACAGCCCAGCGUUUUCAUGGAGAGAACAAAGCAAGAAGAAAAUAAGGAGCAAGAAGAAAGUUUGAACUGUGAUCAUAAGAAGUCUCUUUCAGAUGCCACUAUGCUGAUUCACAGCAGCGAGGAAGAGGAAGAAUUUGAAGAAGAAAACAAAGCUAGUACAACUCUGACUCCUCUCUCUGAUGAUCAAACCCAGCUUUCUGCUGUUAUGGGUGGUUAUCCUCAUGAAUCCUUACUAAGUUACCCCUACAAUUCUGUUGCUUCAUCUCCUGGCCCUUUGCAUAUCCUUGAGCCUACGUUACAUAUUUCGGAGACGGAAAAGAGGAUAAAAGAUGUGAGCCCAGUACACUUAAUGGCUGAAACUCAGGUGCAGAGAAGAGGUGAAGGAUUGCUGACUCCAUCUAUGUCAGAAUCUGAUCUUACGACUUCGGGAAGGUACAGAGUGAGAAAAGAUUCUCUGAAAAAGAGACCUGUCUCUGAUCUUCUGUCAGGGAAGAAUAAUAUAGUGGAAGGUCUUCCCCCUUUAGGAGGUAUGAAAAAGAAUAGAACUGAUGCAAAAAAAAUAGGGCCUCUGAAGCUAGCUGCCCUAAAUGGACUAACCUUGUCUCGAAUGCCUUUGCCAGAUGAGGGUAAAGAAGAGCCUACCAGAGCAACAAAUGAUGAACGGUGUAAAAUUCUAGAAAAACGGCUGGAACAGGGAAUGGUGUUUACCGAGUAUGAGCAGAUUCAAAAGAAAAGGCUCCUGGAUGGAGAAUGCUCAAUAGCCCGGCUCCCUGAAAAUGCAGAGAGAAACAGGUUCCAGGAUGUCGUUCCCUAUGAUGAUGCCAGAGUGGAGCUGGUCCCAACCAAAGAAAACAACACUGGCUAUAUCAAUGCAUCCCAUAUUAAGGUCUCUGUCAGUGGCAUUGAGUGGGACUAUAUUGCUACACAGGGCCCUUUGCAGAAUACGUGUCAGGAUUUCUGGCAGAUGGUGUGGGAACAAGGGAUUGCCAUUAUAGCAAUGGUGACAGCAGAAGAGGAGGGUGGGCGAGAAAAGAGCUUCAGGUACUGGCCCCGACUUGGCUCAAGGCACAACACUGUCACCUAUGGGAGAUUUAAGAUUACUACACGAUUCCGGACAGACUCUGGCUGCUAUGCAACUACAGGCUUGAAGAUCAAACACCUUCUCACAGGGCAGGAGAGAACAGUUUGGCAUCUGCAGUACACUGACUGGCCAGAGCAUGGGUGCCCAGAGGAUCCCAAGGGAUUUCUGUCAUACUUGGAGGAGAUACAGUCAGUGCGGCGCCAUACAAACAGCACAGCAGAUCCUAAAAGCUCUAACCCUCCUGUACUGGUGCACUGCAGUGCAGGUGUAGGAAGAACGGGAGUGGUCAUAUUGUCAGAGAUCAUGAUUGCCUGUCUGGAACACAAUGAGAUGCUGGACAUCCCAAGAGUGCUGGACAUGCUGAGGCAGCAGAGGAUGAUGAUGGUGCAGACUCUCUGUCAAUACACUUUCGUCUAUGGAGUUCUCAUUCAAUUCCUUAAAAGUUCUAGGCUUAUAUGAUGCCCACCACUUCCUGUGGGACUGAAUCAUCUCAAGAGUUUAUAAAAGGAGAAUUGCAAUUGUCCAGGCAUACUUGCCUUUCUGAUGUUUUCCUGAAUAGAUAACUCACGCAGGGUUACCUUUUCGGCAUGGUGUGGGGAUAUUAAAUGCAAGUGCAAGGUAUCAACCUUUGCAAAGCAAGGUAUUGACUGGACUAACUUCUUUCUGUGUUCAGCUAUGUUAGGAAGGUUCUAACAUAACACAACUGUGCUCUUGUGAAGUACCUGCCCACCUUCUUGAGAUUGUGUUACUCUGGGUAAAUUAACAGUCCACUUUACCAAAAGUACACUGGGCAAUUUUGGAAAUAACCAAUUUUUUUUUAAGCCUAAAUUGCUUUUUUAAAAACAGAGCAUGAGCUCUGAGCGUGGAAAAAAUAUCUUUAGAGUUGCAUAGCGAGGGGCAUGACUGCCCCAUUGGAAUGCCAAGGUCUUAAGUAGUCUCACUCUACUUUUCAUUUUGUAUUUAAAACAAUGCUAAUAUAUUUUUAAAAAUAGACUUGGUUUCUUCUGGUUCAUUUAGCAGAACUAGCAGCUGCUAGAAACCUAAAAACAUCAGGACAGUUAUUUUUCUAUUCAGCAAAUUUAAUUGUUUUAGUCUUCAAAGAGCUCUACAUUUAUAAACAGCACAAGUUUUCAGAGAAGAGCAGAAACGAAGACACUCAAAUUAACUUUUCAGGAUUUGUACAAAAGUGAAAAGUACAAGAGGAAACUGUUGGUACCUGUAGAGUUCCAGGUAGUAGAAUUGGCAAGAGAAAAGUCUUGUUACCUGCAGAGUGCUAGGUAGUAAAAUUGUCAAGUAGAAGGCAUUUUCUAGGUGACAUAAAUGGUAAGAGAGAGGCACAGUUGCCUACAGAGUUGUAGGUAAUAAUCAGCAAGGGGAAGAGGUUAUUGUCAGCGGUUUUAGGUAAAAGUAAAUUAACAAGAGAAGGUCAGUUACCUACAGGGUUCUAGGUAACAAAAUGGACAAGAGGAGCUCUAUAUUCAGUAUUAUUCAUAUAUUUAGAGGACAGUUUGAUUUUACUGGUUGAAAUCGAAGUGGAUGCAAAUGAUGUUUUAAGCACUUUUUUUUUUUUGCUCUUGUUUAUAUAGCUAAGCAUAUAAACUGUAACCAUAUAUCAUUUAAUAGACUAAAGUACCAUUACUAACCUAACUGUUAAUUUAGGAAGAGCCUUUGGAAAUGAUGAAGUGAGAGAUAACAGAACUUAAAAGUAGGACGUUGCAUAGUGGUGAAAUGGGGAAUGAGUAUGUGCAAAUGAUGGUGCAAGUGUGAUGGCUGUGAUUUUUGGUUGCACGUGGUUAGUGCAAAGACUUCAGUAUUUUUACUCUCUCUAGCAAGAAAAGCUUAAAAACAUCUUAAUUUACAGUAGAGUUCUUGAGCUUAUUUUGUUAAUCAGCAGAAAGGUUUUCAUUAGCCUUGUAUGGUAUUGUUGAGUUAAGGGUGUUUAUGAUAUACAGGAGGCCAUCUGAGAAUGAUAGCAACACUCAGAAAUGAUAAUUGAUGAUGUUGGAGAUGUGGGUAUUUUAGUGACCUCCUUUGCUCAAAAGAUGGUAGCAUGGUCACUGGAUGGGGCAUGAAACUGGAAGUCAAGAGACCUGAGGGUCUGUGCCCUAUUCUGCCACCAACUCGCUGUGACCUAAGUCAGAUCACUUCACCUCUCUGUGCCUCAGUUUUUCUAUUUGUAAAACGGGUAAUAAUGUUUCCCCACCUUCGUAAGGUGCUUUGCGAUUUAGAGACAAACAGCUCAAUUCAAGAGCACUCUUUGUUGUUUGUAGUUGUCUACUGGUCAGUUGGAUCUCUAAAUCUUUGGAGGACCAGUUAGUGAACAGACAAACAUUUUGUACCUCCCCCCGAGAUACCUGCUCCACAGACUGGAAUGGGAUUAGCAUUUAUUUGUCAGUCAUUUUUAUGAUGGUCAAGAUGAUUCUAUUUACUUCUGAUUAUCUGUGAGGAAGCUUUUAAGCCAUAGUGUAAGAGACUAAAAGCUCCCUUCAUAAGAAAAAAUUAUGUGUAAAUUUUAAUUAAAGGAUAAUAAAGGUUUUCUUCAGUUUCCUCUGUAAUGAUCUGCUCCCAAAAUGAUAGACAAGGUCCAAAUGCCAGUGUUAAAAUAUCACUCCCCGCCACAAAUUAUAUUACUUUGGGGUAAAUUGCAAGAGCCAUGUAGUGUUUUUUGGUGCCCUUUCCAACUCGUGUUGCCCUUGGUAAAAUGAGUUUUAUGUAGAGUUGCCGUUGCCAUUCUAAGCAUUGUUCUGUUAUGUUUCAUAAAGUGAAGAUAUGGUCUGUGCAUCCAUGCCCUUUCUGAAAGCCUUCUCAGAAAAGAGCAAGCUGGUUAUCGACUGUCUCUGAUAUAUGCUGGACUAUGAUCUUGCACAAUACUUUACUUGGUGCGAUACAAUACCAGUUAUUACAAUCACUGAGAGUUCCUUUCUUUGGUAUCUUCACUAUAACCCCAUUGGUCCACUCACUUGGCACUUUUUUUCCCUUUCCCAGACUGAUGUAAAUAGAGGGGCCAGUAUAGAUGCUGCUAACUCAGGAUUUAUCUUGAACAAUUCUGCAUUCAAGUUAUCCUUGCCAAGAGUUUUCCCUUUUUUAACAAUUUGAUGGCUUGAAUGAUCUCUUCCUCAGUUGGAAUGUCUGUGUCGAUAUCAUCUUCUGCCUCCUGGAUGUUUGCUCUGUCUUUAGGUGGCUACCUGUUCAGCAAUUCUUUGGAAUGCUCUGUCUAGCGCAUUUCUUGUUCAUUUUCAGUUGCUAGUAGGUGGCCUUGUUUGUCCCUGAUGAGAGUAUUUGUUGGUGUCUGACGUUUACUACUGAUAAGCCACAUCAUUUUGUAGACUGUUCCUUGUUCAUCACGAGCAGCUGCAUCAUAGAAUCUUAGAACAUCAGAGUUGGAAGGGACCUCAGGAGGCCAUCUAGUCCAACCCUCUGCUCAAAGCAGGACCAAUUCCCAACUAAAUCAUCCUAGCCAGGGCUUUGUCAAGCCUGACCUUCAAAAAAGCAUGCUCUGCUUGUGUUGCCAGAUUAUCAAUAUAAUGCUGUUUGUCCACUCUCACAAGGUGUUUGACUUCCCGGUGUGCCUUGCUAUACUGCUCAUGGUAUUUGUUCUUUAGCUUCUGGGAUUUUGUGUCUAAAACUCUUCUUCAGGGCUCAUCUGGUUUCUAUGGCAUUCCAUAUGCUGGGUGGAAUCAGCUCCUUCCUUCUCUUCUGCCUGUAGCCUAGACAGGCAUCACUGCUCUGUUUAUAAAUUGCUGUUACUUUGCCCCACUUCUUGCAUUCCCCUCCUCUUUAUCAAGGUCUGCAAGUGCUUGAAACCUGUUUUUUAACUGGAAAACAAAGGCUUUCUGUAUUUCAGGGGCCUUUAGCUUGUCAAUGUCAUAAUGUCCAUGUCCCUUGUUUGGUGGACCCACACUUCUCAGUUUUAGCUUGAUGGAGGCUGUCACAAGGUGGUGGUCGCUACCAACAUCUGCACCCCUUCUCACUUUCACAUCUGUCGGUAAGCGUUGCCAUUGAUCAUGAUAUGGUCAUUCUGGUUCUUAUCUCUGCCAUUUGGAGAACACCAUGUUAGCUCGUGAAUUUCACAAUGUUGAAAUAGGGUUCCGCCAAUGACUAGUUCAUUCAUAUUACAGAAACCAACAAGCCUCUCUCCAUUUUCAUUCAUGGUGCCACACCCAUGUCUUCCCAUUGCUCCGUCAUUGUUUAUGUUGUCCUUACCAACCUUGGCAUUCAGGUCUCCCAUGACGGUAGGUCGUGGCAUGGUACUCCCUCUAACUCUACCUAUAAUGUAAGGUAGAAUUUGUCCUUUACUUCUUCAUCACUCUCAUUUGUCAGAGCAUAGCACCGAAUCAGGGUGAUAUUAUGUUUCCCUUUCAGUCUGGCUCUCAUAAGUCUGCUGCUGAUGGAUUUCCAUUCAAGCAGGGAAUGCUCCACAACCUUCUUCAAAGGAGAACACCACCCUCAUGGUGUUGUCCAUCAUCCUGUCCAGAAUACAGCAAAGUUUCUCUCGAGGCUGUUGUUAAUCUUCCUGAUCCUGUCCAUCUGCUCUCGCUGACACCCAGGAUGUGUAAGCUGUAGCGUCUCAUCUCUGCUGUGACCUGAGCUAGCUUCCCUGUUUCGUACUUUGUCCAUAUGUUCCAAAAAACAAGUCUGGUUUUUGUCUUGGUGUUGAGCACUUCAGUCUUCAUGCUAGUGGCUUCCUUUCAGCUGUCACCACUGGCAGUCAUACGGGUCAUUGACUCCUGAAAGCCGUUACACACAGUAAUGGUCGAUUUCUCCGUCACUUUUUUCUGUAACAUAUUUUGUUUUUUACGGGACAAGGUUGUUAGCUCUGUGCCUAAUCCUCAACCUGGAGGACCAGGGUGUCUAUUUUGUCUGUCCCCUCUCCCACAGACCAAUCCAGUAUGGCUGAACCUACCAGGAGCAAAAAGCCCCUGCCGACACAGACUCUGGGGAUUGUGAGAGCACGCAAACUGUCCCGCCAUGACAAAGCACGGAUACCAGAGCACAUUCUGCGGGCAUAUGGAAUCCCUUUUACGUAUAAUCAACAUCAUCAAAAGCUUUUAUUUCAACUUUACAUGCAGUGUUGAUCACAGUGAGCUCAGUUUUGAAGUCAAAACAGGAGUACUUCAGGGACUGUGUCAUGUCUGCAAUCCUCUUCAACAUUUCCAUUGGCUGAGUAAUGCAGUGUACAACAAAAGACAUGCCAAGAGGCAUUAAACGGACACCCAUCCCUUGAAGACCUGGAUAUCACAGAUGAUCUUGCUCUCCUAUCACAUAUCCAACACCAUAUACAAGAAAAAACAAAUUGACUCAAUGCAUUCAGCCAGCAAAUUGGGCUGAAAAUGAACUGCAAUAAGACAUAAUAACAAAUAAUAUUGCCUCACCAUCACCAGUACGGAUAGAGGAUUAUAUUCUCACUGAUGUGGAAAUACUCACAUAUUUGGGCAGCACCAUCAGCCAGGACAGUGGAACAAGCCAGGACAUUUGGAACAAAAUCAAUAAAGCCAGGAACACCUUCAGGAGCUUAAAUACAGUCUGGAAAUCAUCAACAUACAAAACUAAAACCAGACUCAAGAUUUAUCAGAGCUGUGUACUUUCAACAUUACUUUACUUUAUAGUGCAGAAUUCUGAGGAAUGAGAAAGUAUGACAUGUCCAAACAGUCUUCAUUCUAUAUAACUAGCCUCAGAAAAAUCCUCUGUAUAUUUUGGCCCAGAACGAUCUCAGACCAAGAUCUACUGACACAGUGCAGCCAAGAGGAUCUGAGCACCAUCAUUGCCAGGAGAGGUUUGAGAUGGAUUGGUCAUGUGUUUCGGAUGGAAACUGAUUCCAUCACCAGAGUGGCAAUAAGAUGGACACCUGAAGGCAAGCAAAAACCAGGCCGCCCGAAAACAACAUGACAAAGAGCUGUGGAAGCCGAGUUGAAAAACUUGGAGCACAGCUGGGAAACCAUUGAAAGACUUGCCAGAAACAGACAGGAGUGGAGGAGCUUUGUUGCUGCCCUAAACGCCAGAGGCGUAAUAGGAACAUGAUGAUGAUGAAGAAAAAGUUUAAGCACAACAGAGAGAACCUUCUCUUCUUCUUAACUGUAGGCCUAAGAUAACAUACUUACCAUGUCUUUGCCCAACCAGAACCACACCUGGCAGGAACAAUGCCUUGAUCCAGAGGAAACUAAUCACUGAAGAGGAGGCACGCUAUAAUUCACAUCUGCUAACCUACAAACUACCUGCAACUUAUAUGUCAAAUGGUUUAUCAGCACCUCUCAGAAUCUGGCUUCAUGGGCCCACUUCUGCAGUUCUUUCAUGUAUAGACUUUACUUCAGCAUCAACAUUCAUAUAAAUCAGUGGGAUUACUCAUGUGAGUAAGAAUUGCUGGAUCCAGCUCUAUGAGAGCAUUCUAGCCAACCUGUUUCUCUCCAAAAGAUUUAUCAAUCAGAAUGAAAUUCAACAGCUCUCUGUACCAAAAUGAAACUUAAAAUUGCUGUUGAACUUAUUAAGAAACUGUGUUUAAGUUUAAAUGUGUACUCAGGCAUUAGCAUUCCAAUGCUUUGAACCUUCAAAACCACACAUUUGUCCAUGCAAACUGGAUGGAUAUCUGUACCGUGUUUCUUCAUAGAAUAUUGAUCAUUACAAGGGAAUUGUUGCUAAACCCAGCCCCAGCCAGGGAUGCAGAUCCGUUUAUUUGCCAAAGGCUUAAAAUUCCAUUCCAAGUGGGUCCAGGUUCACCAAAUCCACUUUCCUACCUUACUGAUGUCGAAAUAUUAGGGAGAAACUACAAUACAUAUAUAAUUAAAGUUUAAGCUGUAUUCUUUGUUACAGAAAGUCUGUUGAAUAAAGAUGAUUUUGCAAUAAAUAGCACGGAAAAGAUACUGCUCUUUUUCAGAGUUAGAAUUUCAGAAUUCUCAGGGACAACUAAAGGUGCUGCUACUGGAAAUACAUAGUCAAACUUCGCACUCUCUCUUGUAGGACUAAAUGGAAACUACUUCUUUAGGAUCAAACUCUGCAAAGUCUGAGGCUAUGUCUACACUACAAAAUUAAGUCGAGCUGACUUACAUUGGCAUACAGCCACUCUAGUAAUUACAUCACUUGUGCGUGUCUACGCUUUGUUCCUUUUUGUCAGCGGUGCAUAUCCUCAUCAAGAGCACUUGCAUCAAUUGUGCUGUCAGUGUGGGGCACUGGUGGGAUGGCUCCGGAAAGCCAGUAAUGGUCAAUGUAAGCAACGCAGUGUCUACACUGACACAGCAUCAACCAAACUACGUCGAUCUUGACUCUAUGCUGUUCAUGGAGGUGGAGUAUUAAGUUGGCAUAGCAGGCAGUUAUGUCGGUGGGAGCCAAAUUUAAGUGUAGACACUUCUGUAGUUAAAGAUGCCUUGCAUCGAUCUAACUCUGUAGUUUAGACCAGGCCUGAGUUAAGAAUCACUUUAAAAAAAAAAAAAUUGGAGGCUCUACCAAUGGCUUCUGCGCACUCCCUUGAUGUGGGAGUUUUGGCCAGUGGAUCUGUACAGUCAUGGACAAGCUCUUCUCUACGGGCCUGAUCCAGACCCCUUUGAAAUUAAUAGAAAGAUGCCCAGUGACUCAGUAGGCUUUGGAUCAGGCUGUAAAUCACUCCUCUAUAAUUCUGUGGCAUGAGUCCCAUGGAACAUUACUCCAUGACACACACACAGUUCCUCUGUGUGGCUUCUCCGCAUCCUGCACAGUAAAACUAUGGUGGUAGCACUGCAUAUAGGAAUGUCCACCCUUGUGGAUAGCUGGGCCAGAUUUAGGCCAUAGUGUCCGCUGUGCAUGUAAUAACACAAGUGAACAGGUUAAAAAUACAACUCUAGGGAUCUAUUGAUAUUUUUAGAAAUACAUUUAAUUACAAGGAACUUAGCAAAGCAGGGCCCAUGAUUUUUUUUUGAUAAAGGCAGCAGUAAAUUGUAAUCAGUAUUUUCAAAGAGAAAUGUAGUAGAGUGUUAUAAAUAUCACAUAGAUGGACUAAACUGAAAGAACAUCUUUUUGCUAUUAGUUUAUUUGUGUUUUUCUAUCUACUGCAUGUGUAUUGCUGGGUUAAUACUUAGGGCAUGCAGGGAAUUCUGUCAAAGUAGCUUCUUAAAUUAAUAAGCAGGACUGAGUAGUGAAAGAAGAACUAUUUGUAUUUAACUUUUCAUUACCAGAAGCCAUAUUCGGCUGCUGAAGAAUCAUUAAACAGCUGAUCCAAAGCCCAUUGAAGUUAAUGGAGGUGAGAGGGAGGGUAUUUUUCUAGUGACUUCUCUGGAUCAGUCCCCAGGUGCUUGAUCAAUUACCUUCCAAAGAGGUAUUUGUAUUAUGGUGCCUCUGUCUUAACACUAUGCAGCCAGGUUAAUAAAGUCAUGGGCAUUUUGCAAGAUUGGGCUGAUUGUAAACUGCGAAGAAAUAAGGUAAACACAAAGCAAAUUUCACUCACUUGCCUUUUAAGUGUUUCACAUAAGGGUGAACUCCCCCCCCCAUGCUAAUAAAUUAAGGAAAGGAUUAAAUAAUUUAUUUCAUUUAUCAAAGAAGUGAAACUGCCAUUCAAAGAGAUUUAUAGAAGUAGUGUGGAAAAUAUUAUUCUUAGAAACUGAGGUUUUCUUAGAGCAGGUGAGGGGAUGGGACGAUGUCAAUCCAUAAAAAUGACCAGUCCAACAAUGAAAUUUGCAAAGAAUUGUAAAUUAAUUUGAUUCACAUCUACAAACUCUAUCCGGCAACAUGCUGAGCUCCCUCAGUUCUGUGAAAUCAAUGGUGGCAGUUGAAAGCACUCAGCACUGAUGCAGGAUAAGGCCCACAGAGCUUAAAUACUCACAUCUCCUUUUAAAUUUAAACACAGAUACGUGAAAUAGGUAAAAACAAUGGAUCAGGAUUCUCCAUCUGUAGACUCUUGAAAAAUGAAAAGGAUAAGCGGGUAAGAGUUUCUCCAAAUCUGUGUCUCUUGUACUAACUCUGACAUGUGGAAUAGGGGAUAAGAGUGCAGGGAGUGGCUAGAGCAGUGGUCAGCAACCUCUGGCACGCGGCUUGCCAGGGAAGCACCCUGGCGGGCUGGGCCAGUUUGUUUACCUGCCGUGGUCGCAGGUUCGGCAGAUUGCGGCUCCCACUGGCCAUGGUUCGCCACUCCAGGCCAAUGGGGGCUGUGGGAAGUGGCAGCCAGCACAUCCCUCGGCCUGCGCUGCUUCCCACCGCCCCCAUUGGCCUGGAGUGGUGAAAUGUGGCCAGUGGGAGCCGCGAUCCGCCGAACCUGCAAACACAGCAGGUAAACAAACUGGCCUGGACCACCAGGGUGCUUACCCUGGCUAGUCAUGUGCCAGAGGUUGCCGACCCCUGGGCUAGAGGCAAAUGGAGAAGGUUUUGGAACAAUUUUUAUCGACACUAGAGCAGCUGGAAAGGUUUGAUUCAUAUAGGAUGUUUUGUGAGACAUAGUAGGGUAAGUGACUGUGUAGUCAGAUUCUGUUUUUGCGGGGUUUUUAAAAAAAUGCUUUUUGAAACGCCGAACAUUUUAGUUCAGAGGCUGUGUUUAUUUAAAAAACCAAACUCUUUUGCAAGUUUAUUCUGUGCAACCUAUCAGCUCAGCUUCUGUUUACAGACUUAGGGUCUGCAAAACACUGGUCUCUGGUUUUACACUUGCAAAGAGCAAGGGAAAAUAAGUGUUUGCACUGGCAACUAUUUGUGUGUGCAAUUAAAGUCAUUUAGAUGUUCAGGUACAUGCUUUCUGGGUGCAGUCAGGUAUUUACAGUAGACAUGACUGACCUACAUUGUGCCAGGUUAAGGCUGGGCUUCAAAUUAGGCCUUUAAGCUGUAGCAUUUAACCAUGAACAUAGAAGUCAUAUUUCAGUGCAGCACAUGCAGUGAUCUUAACGCUUCAAAUAAUCACACAAACUUUCACAGCUUUUUUAGGCAUGGCUGUACAGUCAAACCUUAUUACUAAGAUGCUGUUGGGACCAGCUAAUUUGGUUCAUUCUGUUUUGGUCACAUAUAUUAUUGUUUACUAAUCAGCAGGGAUUCUGUACUUAACAAAAAAAUUGAAUUUUUUAGUUAAUAUGCAUUUUAAAACAAAAAGUUAGGAAGUGAGCUUUGACUAUAUUUGUCACAGUUUUCCACAAGACACUGCAUUGUGAAAUGAAGGAUGUGCCUCCACUGUGUUUUCUCUCAAGUUUUCUUUCUUUGGCUAUAAAUGAUGAUGGGAGGCAGGUAUUAAAUUUGAUGUACAAAGGAGCUAAUGAAUACAGAUGACAAAAGAUACACCACUGCAGCAGGCUAGACAAUUGUUUUGUAUAAACUUUGUCAUGUCAUUUUAUUUCAAAUAUUCAGCAGUCAGAAUCUUACCAAAUAAUCAUCUUUAUGAAGUAUUGUUUCAGAAGAUGCCUAACCUUAUAAAGGAAAAUUAGAUGACAUUUUUCUGUUGGAAAAUGCUAAAGUAAAACUUAGACUUGAAAGUACUAUAAUGAGAAUUUUCAGCACACCGGCUUUCUAGAAUCAUUGAAUUUAGAGAUAGAAAAAGAUCUGUUAGAUCAUCCAGUCCAUCUCCUUGCUCUAAUGCUAGAGAAUUCUCACAAAGAAGAUAAACAUAGUCCAUGUACAGGGCCCUUGCCUGAACUAUUUCUGUACUCAAAAUGCCUGUCAAGUGUAUUGCUGAGAUUGGAUGGGACUUCAGUGGGAGUUUUAGGGUCUUGAUCCUGCAAAGUCCUGAACACUCAUCAGGUUCUGACUAAGCAUUCCUGCAAGUUGCUGAGAUUGCUUAACUUUCACUAAAGUUAGUGGGAGUCAAGGUGUUUCAACAGCUUGUAGCAAAGGAAUGCAGGAUCUGGCCCUAGUUGCAUCCUUUUCCUUCGAGCCAGUAUGCAGGGUUGUAUACACUACUUUGUUUAAACAGUAGCACACGUGGAUUUUCAAGUAUUAUUUUUCGAAUAUCAAGCUAGUUAAUAUGUAUGUUUUGCUGUAUUGCCAUCAAUACUGUAAAAAUGUAUAAUCAGUACAGCUUUAAUUCUUGUAAAAUUGAAAUUGGUUUGUAAAACAAUGUACAAAUUGUGUUUCAGAGACAGAAAAGCUUGUAUUACUGAAUAUGUAAUAUAUGUGAAAUGAAUAUAUCAUAGUCUAUUUUUGCCAUGGAAAUAAAUAUUUGAAGCAA
Molecule: messenger RNA, 14809 nt
Organism: Gopherus flavomarginatus (Mexican gopher tortoise)
Lineage: Eukaryota; Metazoa; Chordata; Testudines; Testudinidae
Gene: PTPN21
Product: protein tyrosine phosphatase non-receptor type 21
Exons: 20
Coding region: 508-4170 (1220 amino acids)
Biological process (GO): protein dephosphorylation
Cellular component (GO): cytoskeleton
Molecular function (GO): protein tyrosine phosphatase activity
Source: RefSeq, a predicted model, not a curated record